Molecule: messenger RNA, 6149 nt
Organism: Platichthys flesus (European flounder)
Lineage: Eukaryota; Metazoa; Chordata; Actinopteri; Pleuronectiformes; Pleuronectidae
Gene: cdk19
Product: cyclin dependent kinase 19
Exons: 13
Coding region: 131-1612 (493 amino acids)
Biological process (GO): protein phosphorylation
Cellular component (GO): mediator complex; nucleus; cytosol
Molecular function (GO): ATP binding; RNA polymerase II CTD heptapeptide repeat kinase activity; cyclin-dependent protein serine/threonine kinase activity
Source: RefSeq, a predicted model, not a curated record
AUUAAGCGGAGCAGACCAAAAUCCCAAACAAGGAAAUGGUGGGGGAAUAAAACGAGCAGAUUAUUUAAUUAAUGCAUGCAAUAAUUAAUAUUAAAUGUUAUAGUAAAUUAAGACGUAUUUAUGGGUUAAAAUGGAUUACGACUUCAAAACAAAGCUGGCGGCCGAGAGAGAGAGGGUAGAAGAUCUGUUCGAAUAUGAAGGUUGCAAAGUGGGUCGAGGCACCUACGGGCACGUUUAUAAAGCUAAACGCAAAGACGGGAAAGAUGAUAAGGAGUAUGCACUGAAACAAAUAGAAGGCACUGGAAUAUCGAUGUCUGCAUGCAGGGAAAUUGCUCUCCUGCGAGAACUGAAACAUCUUAAUGUGAUCGCCCUGCAGAAAGUGUUCUUGUCCCACAGCGACAGAAAGGUCUGGCUGCUUUUCGACUAUGCUGAACAUGAUCUUUGGCACAUCAUCAAGUUCCACCGCGCCUCCAAGGCCAACAAGAAGCCCAUGCAGCUGCCCCGAGGGAUGGUGAAGUCUCUCCUUUAUCAGAUUCUGGAUGGGAUCCAUUACCUCCAUGCCAACUGGGUGCUCCACAGGGAUCUGAAACCAGCGAACAUCCUGGUGAUGGGGGAAGGCCCUGAACGAGGAAGAGUUAAAAUCGCUGACAUGGGUUUUGCCAGACUAUUCAACUCUCCCCUCAAGCCACUGGCGGACCUCGAUCCUGUAGUCGUGACUUUCUGGUACAGGGCGCCUGAGCUUCUGCUGGGGGCCCGGCACUACACCAAAGCUAUUGACAUUUGGGCAAUUGGCUGCAUCUUUGCGGAGCUGCUAACGUCGGAGCCCAUCUUUCACUGUCGCCAAGAAGACAUCAAGACCAGUAACCCCUUUCAUCAUGACCAGCUGGACAGGAUAUUUAGCGUCAUGGGUUUCCCUGCAGAUAAGGACUGGGAAGACAUUCGGAAAAUGCCAGAGUACCCCACACUACAGAAGGACUUUAGGAGGACGACGUAUGCAAACAGCAGCCUAAUCAAAUACAUGGAGAAGCAUAAAGUCAAACCAGACAGCAAAGUAUUCCUGUUGCUUCAGAAACUCCUCACCAUGGACCCCACCAUAAGAAUCACGUCAGAGCAGGCACUGCAGGACCCAUACUUCCUGGAGGACCCAAUACCAACCACUGAUGUGUUUGCUGGGUGUCAGAUACCCUACCCAAAACGAGAGUUUCUCAAUGAGGACGAGCCAGAGGAGAAAACAGAGAAGAACCAGACCCAGCAGCACCAGCAGGCGACAGGCCAGAAUCAGGCCCAGAACCAGCAGCAGGCCACAGCCCAGCAGGGGCCCUCCCAACAGAGCUCGGGUCAAACAAAUGGGACCGGCGGAGCCACAGGCGUUACCACUGGUGGGGGUUUACAACACGGCCAGGACCAGGGGCCACCCAACAAGAAACCUCGGAUCGGGCCCUCUGGGGCCUCCUCAGGCACAGGGGUGUUACAGUCAGAGUACCAGCACUCCGGCUCCCGUCUUGGUUACCAGAGCAACGUCCAAGGUUCCACCCAGCCCCAGAGCACCAUGGGAUACUCAUCGUCAUCCCAGCAGAGCUCCCAGUACACCCACCAAACACACCGUUACUGAGGCUCCCAGAAACUCGUAAACCAGAAGAGGAGUCUGUUCCUCCUCCUCCAGACACCCUCAACAACCUCAGCAGACGUCAGCCGAUGCCCUCGGCUCACGCUUCCUUGUCGGACCUCGCUCUUUGCAUUAAUCAUUCCAAGUCAGCCAACCUCCUUUUCAACCCUCCCUUGUCUCUGACCUCUUACCCGACAGCCUUCAGCAUCACUUAUACAUAAAGGCAAACAAACAUAGAUGUGAAGGCAUCACACACAGAGACUCAGAACCAUGGAACUUACAAACACAAUGCUCCUCACGAGGAUGAACCGCAGAUGUGUUCAUAUAUAUAUAUAUAUAUGUAUAUAUGUACAUUAUCUAGCACCUUUUUUUUUAUUCGAUUUUUUUUCUCGCUUGUUUGCUAGAGUUUUCAAGUUUACCUUGAUAGUUGAUGUCAUUGUACAUAUUGUUACAUAUGGAAACUAUCAGAUGAAAUGACACACGGGAGGAGAGGGCCUUUCAUCCUGUCAUCUCUAGUGUACUAUAACUUUGGAUAAUAAAAAGAAAGGCUAAGCCUUUUAAGAAGGAGUUAAUGUUUCUACACAGAGAAUAAUCAGCUUUUUAGCUGUUGCUAUUGCAGGGAAAUAAUAAAUGCGCAAUUUAACUUCAUCUUAUUAUAGCAUUUCUGUAUUUAGAAUUCUCUCUAUCUAGAUCUGGAUUUGGAAAGUAAGAUUAGUACACAGUUCUGUCUAUUCUGACUUACUACAUCCACUACAUGUAGAGAUUAGAAUUCUCGGACAGCCAGGCUUCAUGUCCUCUGACUGCCACAGCGUUUUCAGGGGGUUGGACACCAUUUGUCUGUGGUCAGCAGAGCUGUUCAAGGACACUUUGUUGUGACACCCAUCUCAUCAUGGACCCUAAAGACUCCCAAGGUUUGUGAACACGAAUGUGCACAUAAACGCACAGGGCAGCUAACAGUAAAGCCCCCUAUAUGCUUCUUGAGACUGUUUCUGCUUGAUGUCAGAUUGUUUUUUUAAGGUUCUAUUAUUAUUAUCAUUGUUGCCCUGUGUGUGUGUGUGUGUCUGUGUGCGCACACAGCAGUAUGCUGUUUUAUGUUGUUUAUCCUUUUACUUACUAGAAUUGCUGCUGAACCAAUCUGCAAAAAGCUGGAACAAAUGUGGGGUGAGGUUAGUCGCCUUUUCCACUCCGACCCUCUGGCCGAGCACUGAGCCGUAGUUUCACAGAGACUGGGAACAUUUAAAGACAGUGGGUGUGUUUUUUAAUACAAGCCAGAGGUCAUCAAUGUGCGCUGCGCCUACAGCAAGAAUUCUUAUCUAGUUUGUCCUUUUUUUAUCAUUCCUUUAUACACACUCAUACAUGUUACUAAGUACAUUUCUGUAUCCUAAAUGUUAACAAAAACACCAGCAGCCAGCUAGCUUAGCACAAAGACUGAUCAAAGGGAAACAGCUAACCUGGCUUUGUCUUAAGGUGACAAGAUCCCCCUGCGAGUGCUUCUUCAGCUGAUAAACACUUGAUAUUGUGUUUGUUUAAUCUGUACAGAAAAUAUUAAAAACUGGAAGACAGUACUUUGCCAAAAAAUAGGCAGGAAUAUAACAUGUACACUGGCAAAUUUGUCAAAAUAUCCCAAAAUAUAUAAAUAAUUCACUUAUACUACUUAUAGUUCCUUUCAUGCUACUUUUCAUUUAAUUAAGAGCUUCUGAUGCUAAUUAUAAUUUUUUUUAAAUCAAGUUUUAUCUUUCAAAAGUUCAGACUCAGGUUCAAAUGGUAUGACGUCAUUUACAGUAGAGAAAUAUGAAAAUAAGGGUUUUAGGAAACAGCUAUAGUCAGAAUUGUAUUUGGAAGAUUGAGGCAAUGUUAGAGAUUGAACUAUGUGAAGUACUUCAUAUGAGCUGCACCACAACCAUGUUAAAAUGCUACAGAGAUUAUCAUACACCAUUAGAAAUACUUAUUCAUUGUAUUCUAUAUAUUACACUAUGAAAUGGGCCACUGUACAAUUUAUGUUGGGAUACUACAUUUUGUUAUUAACACAUAUUUACUUUAUAUUUUUACAAAUGUGUCAUUACCACGCAGCAUAUUUGCUUCACACUAUUGAUUCCCCAUAGUUUGCUCCAUCCUCACUGGCCCUGCCCAGUCACAUGACCGGCCACAGAGCAGGCUGUAGUAAAGAACGCACCCAGUGAAUCAACUGUUUCUGCUCCUGUAUGUUCUCCAGCAGAAUAGACGUGUACACUGUAGGAUUUGGAGGGAGGGGGAGGAUGUUUUUUUCAGACGUGUCGGCGGCAGUGGGAAACACUGACAUCCUUUGGCUGAAGACAGAACUGGACCUCUGUCGUUGGUCAAACUUUAAAUGUACAACCCAGAGUAAAGCAUUCUUCAUCAGAAAACGCAGUUUUAUUAUCAAACUGAUGUUAAUGUUAUGACCAGAAUUCCAUUAAUUUGUACAGAUGGAAAGAAGCCGCCGGCCUCGCCCUCAGUCAGACAAUGGUUAUUUUUAUGGGAUCUCAUCGCUUAAAAUAACUUGAUAUGGCUUUUUUUUCCCAUGCAUUGAUGAGUGUGAUGCAAAAUCUCUUCGGUGACUCCUCCGAUUCUCUACACUGUGUCGUUCUUUGCAGAUGCCAUGUGGCUCAGUUACUUUUAAUGUCACAGGUUGGAGUCUCUCCCAUCCAAACUCUGUCAAUUCUGUACAAUGACAGACAUCUUUUUUUUCACUUUCGGCAAAAAAACAUCUGAGAUCAGUACUGAUGAACUUCAAGGAUUUACAUCCAACCCUUUUACUUUGUUCUGAACAGCUUAAUUCCAAAGUCCAGCUCCAGGUUCAACUCUUCUCCUGCAGCUUGUGUUAUUUCUAAAAUAUGUAGUUGUGUUCCUGGGUUCACUAUAAUUAUUAUAAGAUAAAAGAGUCCUACAGCACUUGUUAUUAGAGCAGGAACCUCAAAUGCAAAUGUCCCAGUAUGGAUACUAUCAAUCAUAACUUCUUUAAAUGUCUACUAUGUAGGCAGCUUCACUUGGCUCUCUAUAAAGUUGGUACGUAUUUUUAAACGGUUCCUUCUCUGGCCAGCUGAACACAAGUCUUCUUUUAGCUCUGGUUUGGUCUCCUCUGCUUCUUCAUCUGACACUUAUUUGCCUAUGACUGUAAAUUAAGGUGACGAGAGUGGCAGGCUUCAAAACCAAUGGGCUAAAAGGGACAAACAUGCCCAACAGUGCAGCGUCAGUUGAACAUUUUCUUUGGCUUCUUCGAUGACCAGGCACCUUUCACAUUCCACAAAGUAAUGUGAUCCAUUGUCAUUGUAAAAAUAUCUAUUAGUGCAGCUUUAAGGACAAACUCCAGGUAAUGAAAUGUACGUGUAAACUUGUUGUUUCAUUGUUUUCACUCCUGUGAUGCGAGGGUCUAGCGGACACACCCAGGUGAACACGACCCAUUGACACACAUUUGAUGGGGAUUUAAAACCAGCUGCUAUCCGAAGGUUUUCCCCUACCUUUAGUGUGUUUGUUUGAAGUCACUCAGUGAGGAUACAUUCAGACACUUAGUUGUAAAUGUUCUCUAUCAGCUCAAACGAGGUGUCACAAGUAUUAUUGAGCUCACGGCUCUGUCGGACAAAUUGCUCUCGAACAACUCCUAUGCAAAAAUCAGAGUAAAUCCCAGUGUAAAGCUUUCACCUGUGCUUAGGUUUUGGCAGUUGACAGGCUUUGUUAUAUUUUGAUGGUUGUAUUCAUUUCCUGAGUAAUACUGCAAUUAGUAGUUCAAGACAACACUCACUUAUGUACUUUUCCUCACAGCAUUUUUAAAUAUUCUCUAAAUGAACCAUUGUAAAAUAUAUAUAUAUAUGAAUAAUAUACAAUCGUAUUUAUUAUUUCCAUACAUCUUUGUAAAAAAAACAUUUUUUUAUGUCCUCUGCCUUAACUAUAGUAGCUAUAGAAAGGGACCUCUCUCAGACAAACCGGACAUCACCAGACCAUAUGUCUUUUUAUCUCAUGUCUCUAUGGUCACAUGAAAGCAUGUCUCCUUACUGAAUGUUUUGAUGCUUCCUCGAUGUACAGUAGGAUGAAGAUGACGUUGUUUUGGAUCAGCUCUGUUUAAAGCACAUAUUCCACAAAAUCACUGUUUCUACAGGAAUGAUAAUUAUCCACGUUUUUUAUUUGUGUGGAUGGUGCCUUUUUCACUCGAUUAUUUGUUUUUGUAAGAUUGUGUGUAUAUAUUUUUGUAAUUUGCCAUCUCCUUUGUCCGCUCUUUGGGUUUUUACUAUGUAGCAUAUUAUUAUUUACACAAUGUCGAUGAUGCUAGCAGAUAUAUAUCGGUGUUUUGUUUCACAUUAUCGUGUCCCACCUUGUUGCAGGUAGACUGCAAAAAAUCCUGACGGAGGAUUAUCUCAUGUUCUUUCUGAUAGAUAUUGUUCUCACACACGCAGUAAAUCGUAUGAUUUUGAAAUGCUGUACAUAAAAACACAUUUUAAGAAUUUUUCAUUAAGACAUUGAGAGAAGAAUUGUCUUUUAAUGCACUGUUGUUGCUCAAAUAUUUAGUGGUCAAAUAAAAUUAUAUAUUUAA